AUGAAUAGAUUAGAAACAACACUUAAAAUUAUAGUAGAAGAUUGUGGAUUUUCAUUAAAUGAAAUUGAAUUAUGUGAUAAAGAAAAAGAAGGAAGUAUUGAUUCAUUCACAAAGAAAAGACAAAUGAUUUAUCUUCAAGUUUGUGAAGUUGAGAAAUUAUGUGAUCUUCGUGUAAAAGAAGAAGCAAAAGAAGAAUGUACUUCAGUAGUUCAGCUUACUAUAGAAAUUAAAAGGAAAAUUAAAAGUAUUGAUACAAUGUAUGAUGAAUUAAGAAAGGAAUAUCAAGAAUAUGCAACAGAACAAUUAAAAAAGAAAAAUCAAAAUGAUGAAAAAUUAAUUGAAUAUAGACUUUCAUUAAAAACAGUAGAAGAUGAAAUUGAAACAAUGAAAAUGAUUGCUAAAAGAGGAAUACAAAUUGAAGAACAUUUUCAUAUUAAUGGAAUUGAAGGAUUUAGUGUUGGUUCACUUCCAGAAAGUGAUGAUAAACGAAUUAGAGAGAUUGAAGAAAAUGAUAAAAACAUAGAUAAUAAAUUAAGUAUAAUUCAUGAAGGAGUUAAAGAUUUAAAAGAAGUUGCUACUAGUCUUAAUCAACAAGUAGAUGAACAAGAUAUGAAAAUUGAAUUAAUAACAAAAAAAGUAAAUAAACAAAUUUCUCAUUUAGAUGAAAAAAAUAUAAAAUUAAAAAGAAUAUUAGAACAUGUAAGAGGACCAGAUCAAUUAUGUUGUACAAUAACAAUACUUUUUGUAAUUUUUGGAGUUGUAAGUGUUGGUGCUAUGAUUUUAAUGAAAAAUUGA
Entamoeba nuttalli P19 is the source of this 795-nucleotide messenger RNA. RefSeq lists its product as hypothetical. Bases 1 to 795 code for a protein of 264 amino acids. The transcript has a single exon. Lineage: Eukaryota; Evosea; Mastigamoebida; Endamoebidae. The record is from RefSeq and is a predicted model, not a curated record.